UGGUUAGUUUUGUAACUAUAUAUUAUUUGUUGUUAUUUGUAAAUGAUGAACUUUUAUAUAUUUUAUUAACAAAGUAGUAAAUAAUUUGAAAGAGAUUUAGCAAUAUUUGAAAUAAUGUAAUAUGACGUAUUAUUUCAUAUUUAUAUUCUAUUCAUCAAUAUUCGCCGAUAAUCGUGGUGAAUUAAACACAGAUUCAUAUAAUGUAUUAAAAAACGUAUAAUUUUUAUUAAUUCGAAUCUUUAUUGUUUCUCAUAACAAUAAGGAAAUUAAAAUUUACUUUACAAUAGUAGUGAUAAAUAUUUAUAUUAAAAAUAUUCAGUUCUCACGCAAUAUGAUUAAAAUAUUAUUUUUUAUCUUUGUCAUAUUUAUAAAAUUCAUAUUUUGUCAAAAUGACUUUUUUGAUGAAGAAUUAAUGUUAAAACCAUUAUCAAAUAAUUAUGUCUAUGCAUAUUUUCAAUUUACUACGGUAUGGGAAACUACAAAAAACAUAAAGACAUUUCAACAUUCUCAUUUAUUUCCAAGAGGCCUUGGUGAAAUUAUAAGUCGUCAUAAUGUAGAUGAAUUACAUCUUACAUUAACCAAAGGUUUAUGGAAUUAUCAAAAAUGGGGAUAUCCUUAUCAUGAUGCUGGUCCUGGUGCUGAAAUAUUUACAUGGUUUCAUAAAGAUGUCACCAAUGUUGAUAUGGAAUGGGAAGGUUUAACAAAUGCUUUAGCUGGUUUAUUUUGUGCUUCCUUGAAUUUUGUUAAUCCUGCAAAUAGUAUUUCUCCAGAAUUUACAUUCCGACCUACAGGUGUAGUAGAACAUAGUAUCAAUUCUAGUCAUCUACGCUAUUCAUCAUUACCAAGAGAAAUAGUUUGUACUGAAAAUUUAACUCCAUUUAAGAAACUAUUGCCAUGUAAUUCUAAGAAAGGUUUGGCAACCUUAUUAAAUUCUGCUUAUAUUCAUAAUACAAAUUAUCAUUCCAUUGGAAUACAUUUUCGAAUUAUAUGCUCUAACAUGAUCUGUACUAAAACAUCAUUAGAGUUACGUCAAUCUGUUUCAUUGAUAUAUGAUACUAUAACAGAUACAUCACAGGACUGGUCAAUUCGAAAAUUUUUUGGAAUAGGUAUUAGAGGAGCAUGCCCUCUUGCUACAUUAAGCAAUGUAUAUAUUGACAUAUCUAGUAAUGGUACAAAUCAAGUUUAUGUAUUAGUACCUCCACCAAGUGCAAAAAUCAUUAGUCUUCGAGGAGGACAAUUAAAUGAAAUUGCAGUUUAUGAUAUAAGAUCACAUUCCACAAAAGGAAUAUUUAAUAUUGGAGUUCUAUAUAAUACUACUCACACAGCUGGUUUAAAUUAUCCUUCAAUUUUGUUUGCAAAUAGAUACGUCAUUGGAUAUGGACAAGAAAAAGGUAGUUUAGUAACAAAAAUUUACAAUAAUUACUGGCGAACACUCGACAUUAUUUUAUUAGAAAGUAUUCCAUGGUAUUUGCCAGUAUAUUUACAUUCUGUCACAAUAACUUGUGGAACAAAAAAUAUUAUACCAUUGGCACAACGUUAUCUGCCAGGCAAGGAAAGGAAAAGUCCUUACCAUUUAGAAUUAAUUUUACGUUUACCACCACAAUCGGUAACUAAAUUUUCUAUAGAAAUGGAAUAUUCUUUUCUUAAAUGGCAAGAAUAUCCACCGGAUGCUAAUCAUGGAUUUUAUAUGGGUCCCGCUAUAAUCACUGCAUUACUUCCGAUCGCGAGGAAUUAUAGUGCAUUACCGCUCGAUGGAAGUACUAUAACGUCAAGUUUUAACGCUUCAAGAGAAGGAUAUAUAGUACAAUUGAGAACUGAAUCUUUAUUAAUUAGCCUGCCUACACCUGAUUUUAGUAUGCCGUACAAUGUAAUUUGUUUAGCUUGUACAGCAGUUGCCAUGGCCUUUGGACCACUCCAUAACAUUUCAACUAAAAGAUUAGUUUUAAAACAUGUUGAAAUGGAUUGGAAGGAGAAACUGUUUUCAUUUUUAAUUAAAAAAAUCGUUAAACCAAAGAAAAAGCAAGAAUAAAAAUAGUGUAAUUUAUUGAAAUUUGGUUUUACACACACAUAUAUAUAUGAAAAUAUAUAUAUAUGAUUUUUUUUAUUAAGAUAAAAAUUGUUAUUAAAGAAAAAUUUAAAAAAAUAAUAAAAUAUAAAUACGAUCAUUUUAUAUUUCAAUAAAAUAUAGAAACAAAAUUAACU
Molecule: messenger RNA, 2202 nt
Organism: Apis dorsata (giant honeybee)
Lineage: Eukaryota; Metazoa; Arthropoda; Insecta; Hymenoptera; Apidae
Gene: PIG-T
Product: GPI transamidase component PIG-T
Exons: 8
Coding region: 332-2029 (565 amino acids)
Biological process (GO): attachment of GPI anchor to protein
Cellular component (GO): GPI-anchor transamidase complex
Source: RefSeq, a predicted model, not a curated record